Messenger RNA from Gavialis gangeticus (Gharial), 1911 nucleotides. RefSeq names its product serine and arginine rich splicing factor 3 (gene SRSF3). Gene Ontology annotation, biological process: mRNA splicing, via spliceosome. Gene Ontology annotation, cellular component: nuclear speck. The record is from RefSeq and is a predicted model, not a curated record. Bases 128 to 622 code for a protein of 164 amino acids. Gene Ontology annotation, molecular function: RNA binding. The transcript is spliced from 6 exons. Lineage: Eukaryota; Metazoa; Chordata; Crocodylia; Gavialidae.
GGCAGGCGACGGCCGCCAUUUUGUCCAGGGAGGACGAGGGGAGUGUGGGCCCAGGCGGGAUCGAGGCGGUGGCGAAGAAGUAGCAGCGCGCGCGCGAUCCCCUCUCGCGCUCUCCCCCGGAAUCGUGAUGCAUCGUGACUCGUGUCCACUGGACUGCAAGGUUUAUGUUGGUAACCUUGGCAACAAUGGCAACAAAACUGAAUUGGAGCGAGCUUUUGGCUACUAUGGGCCACUGCGGAGUGUGUGGGUGGCUAGAAACCCUCCCGGCUUUGCUUUUGUGGAAUUUGAAGAUCCACGAGAUGCAGCUGAUGCAGUAAGAGAGCUAGAUGGAAGAACGCUGUGUGGGUGCCGCGUCAGGGUGGAGCUGUCCAAUGGUGAAAAACGGAGUCGGAACCGUGGUCCGCCUCCAUCAUGGGGUAGGCGCCCUCGAGAUGAUUAUCGCAGAAGAAGUCCUCCUCCUCGCCGCAGAUCACCGCGAAGGAGAAGCUUUUCUCGUAGCCGCAGCAGGUCCCUCUCCAGAGACAGAAGAAGAGAGAGAUCGCUGUCCCGGGAAAGAAAUCACAAGCCUUCUCGUUCCUUUUCCAGGUCUCGUAGUCGCUCUAGGUCAAAUGAGAGGAAAUAGGACUUUCGGGAGAAGCUGUGUACAGGAAGUUAGAUCUGAGGACAGGAAGAGGAAGAGUAUGUACAGAACACUGUUUUGUUUGAGACUUCACAAAGCUCAGAGCAUUUUAAAAACAUUUUAGCUGUUAAACUUGCUUUGUUUCUUGUAUCUUGUAACAGGUGACAGAUGUAAAGAUGUGAAUCUGUAUAUGGUUCUGAAGAGAUCAUAUGAUUUGUAAUACUACUAAACUUAGUGCUUUACAAUGUACCCUUAUGCAUAAUUUCUAGUUGCUUAGAAUGGUACUUGGUUUGUACCGCAUAGAUGGAAGAAUGUUUCUGGUCCCUAGUGCAUUUUGGAAUCUCUUUGCUGGGAAUCUAAGUUUUGAAACUUGCAGUGAAAACAUUUGAAUAUUCAUUGCAGCAUUUUUUUCUAACCAAACUGAAUUCAGUCUAUGCAGAACAAGAAGUGUCUGCUUUCCAGCCUGGUGGGGGAGAGAUGGAGAUGCAAACCAAUAAAAGGUUAAGGGAAUGAAUGAAUUCCAGUUGGUGUUAUCCAAAGCUCCUUAAGUUGUAACUUUGUAUUAGCUGGAACAGCUAUUUGCCACUAUGUGAAAUGUAGGUUUUUUAAUCCCAUGGGUCAGUAAAUUCUGUAUUUCCUGCGAUUAGAGCACUGCUUUUAAUAGAUGAUUGUCUAACCAUCCAGUCCAGAGUGUUGAAGCAGACCAAAUUAUACAAUAAAACUGACAACUGGAGUGGAUGGUUUCAGUGUGUAAUGGUACAUUGUAAGUGUGAGAAAUAACAUUUCUUUACUGUACAAGAAUUUUCAUGUCACUUGUAAAAUGUUUUUUGUGAGAUUCUUGGGAUUAAAGUUUUGGUUACAAAUUGUUGUAAGUAUUUAACUUUGAAUACCUACCGUACAUUUCCAUGCAGAACGCACUCAAAUCUGGAUGGUUUGGCAUAAUUUAGCUCAAAUAGAACACUGUUCUAAAGUAUUACAGUCAAAUUGAAGCCAUUCAUGUUAUCUUAAUACCUCUUCAACAGUAAAUUUAACCAUAUGGAAUAUGUUUAGUUGCAAGAUGCAGGUUAUUAGUGUGGUUAAGUUGAAACCACCUGCUGCUUGGAAAUAGUUGAUUGUGCUCCAUAACAUUUCACACUUCAAGUGAUGAGGUCACUAAAUCUAUAGCUGGUUUACAAUACUACUCUUCCUGACACAAACUAGCCUUCUGACUAGACAGUCUAGCAGAUUCAGCUUUGAAUUCAAUGCCUGCUGUUGGGCUUCAGUAAUGCUUGCCUAAAAAAAAAAAAAAAAAA